Coccidioides immitis RS is the source of this 702-nucleotide messenger RNA. RefSeq lists its product as uncharacterized. The transcript is spliced from 4 exons. The record is from RefSeq and is a predicted model, not a curated record. Bases 1 to 702 code for a protein of 233 amino acids. Lineage: Eukaryota; Fungi; Ascomycota; Eurotiomycetes; Onygenales; Onygenaceae.
AUGAAAACGGACGGAAAAAAGUUGAUUGUUGAGUUGGUGAUUAAAUCACAAGGAGCGAUCGCAAAGCCAAAGCUGCCAUUUUAUAUUGCCAAGAACAUGACGAGAGGCGCUGAUUGGAUGGACAGGAUAGCAGAAAACCGCGAUACCAAGACUUCCGCUCUCGGAGAACAAGUACCAAUAGCAUCAAUCGCAAAAAGAAGAAGCAGGAAACGGGAAGGCAGCGGGGAACAAGAUGACCAUCAGAUGCCAGUCAUAUUAGAAAUCCAAGGGGCAUAUUCUUUUGGGGAAGAGAUAUAUCGGGUUGGAUCACACGAUAUAAGAUGGGGCUGGCAGGAGACACAUAUACACAAGAGUACGAGGAGUGUGUUACUUGAUACAAAAUGGGGAAUAAUUUGUGUUGGAAGAACGGAGGCGGUUGAUCUGGGCUGUGGUUGGUGGGUGGAGGGAGUGAGGUGCGUGGAUAGAAGGCACGAGACGAGAAAGAGGCAACGCGAGGAGGAGAAAACAGAGAUAAUUCGAAGGGGGGUGCUAGAAUCCUUAAGUAUGGUCGGGCUUUUGAUCUUUCAAGGGAAUCAUGACAGACUCCUGCCACUAGCCUCGGAUGACGACGCUAAAAUCGAUGAUCCUGGUAACUUAGAAUUCUUCGCCGCUGAUUGGCUAUAUGCGGGGCCCUCUGAGAUCAUUCACGCGAUCAUUGGUUAA